AUACCAUAUAAUAUGGAUGUAAUAAGAAAUUGGAGAUUAAGAAGAAUUUGCUUUUCACGAUAUUAAAUCAUAGAAGUUUGAUCAUAUUGUUCCCACUUUCUAUGCAUGUGUAUAUAUGGCUGUACAAUGGUUUCGUUAGCCAGAAUUCUGCUUUUUGCUACAUAUUGUGUUAUCGUUAAUAGCACAGCAGCAUCGCGGGUUUUAGAACUUAGCGACAGAUUUUUAGAUAUUCACAAAGAAGGACAAUGGCUUAUUAUGAUGUAUGCACCAUGGUGUGCACACUGCAAAAGGUUAGAGCCAAUUUGGGCGCACGUUGCUCAGUACCUCCAUGCAACAUCUAUUAGAGUUGGAAGAAUCGAUUGCACUCGCUUUACAAGUGUUGCCCAUUCUUUCAAAAUAAAAGGAUAUCCAACAAUUUUAUUCUUGAGUGGGAAUCAUCACUUUGUUUAUAAUGGCGAUCGUACGAGAGAUGAAAUUGUUAAAUUUGCAAUGAGAUUAAGUGGACCACCGGUACAAGAAAUAACCAAAAGCACAAGCUUUAACACUUUGAAAAAAGAUAAGGACUUGUAUUUUUUAUAUGUUGGUGAAAAAUCUGGAAUGUUAUGGGAUGUGUAUCAUAAUAUUGCAGCGACAUUCCAGCCUCAUGCAUUUUUUUAUCAGUCACAUCCUGUUGUUGUUGACAAACAUGCUCCAAUUGAAAAGACCCCUACACUUUUAGUGUAUAAAGAAAAUGUACACUAUAAUUUUACAGAUUAUAAAAUUACCGAUAGGAAAAAAUUAAACGAUACUUUAUACAAAUGGGUUAAUGCCGAACGCUUUUCAACAUUUCCAAAAGUUACACGCGGAAACAUUAAUCAAUUAUUUAUGACAAAUAAAAAUCUAGUCUUAGCAGUAUUGGAGGAAAAUCAGUUGGAAGAAGUUCCACCAAAUAUGCUAGAAUUCAAAGAUAUGGUGGAAUCUGUGAUCAAAAUGAAGCGGCAAAAAUAUCACGAUGAUUUUCAGUUUGGUUGGAUAGCCAAUCCCGAUCUAGUCAAUAGUAUAGCAAUGAUGGUUGUACCGCUUCCAAGUUUAAUUGUAAUAAAUUCAACGACGAAUCAUCAUUAUAUUCCAGAGGACGAACCCGAAAAGUUAACUCCUCACGUGAUUGAAUUGUUCCUAGAACAAAUUCAGCAUGAAAGUGUUCCGAAAUAUGGUGGAAACAGCAUAAUAGUAAGAAUAUACAGAUCAUGGUUUGAAGUUCGCUUUGCUCUUGCAUCAAUGUGGCAAGGCAAUCCCAUUUUAACUUUAGUUUUAUUUGGUCUGCCAGCCGGAUUCUUAUCUCUUAUUUGUUAUAAUAUCUGGUGUCCAGAUAUAUUUGACGCAGAUGAGGAAGAAGAAGAAUAUGCAGGAUCAAGUCAUAUAAAAAAAGAUUAGACACUGCUUGCCAAGAAUUAAAAAUUGAAAAUUACGAACUGACAAUUAUAAUAGUUAUAUAUUUAAUAAUUCCAGUAAAUUAUGAGAACAAGUUUUUGUUACUAUAUUAUACGGAGAAGUUUGUGAAGCGAUGUGAAAUAGUGCUAUAUCGUGUAUUUUGAAAACGCACUUAUUAAUAAUAAAUAAAAUAGUUAAUUAGAUUUUAAUAAUUUUAUCCAAAAAUCAUAUAUUGU
This is a messenger RNA of Ceratosolen solmsi marchali, 1646 nucleotides long. RefSeq names its product Thioredoxin-related transmembrane protein 3 (gene Tmx3). Lineage: Eukaryota; Metazoa; Arthropoda; Insecta; Hymenoptera; Agaonidae. Gene Ontology annotation, cellular component: endoplasmic reticulum. The transcript is spliced from 10 exons. The record is from RefSeq and is a predicted model, not a curated record. Bases 106 to 1413 code for a protein of 435 amino acids.